This is a messenger RNA of Thyridium curvatum, 555 nucleotides long. RefSeq lists its product as uncharacterized. Gene Ontology annotation, cellular component: nucleolus. The record is from RefSeq and is a predicted model, not a curated record. Gene Ontology annotation, biological process: ribosomal large subunit biogenesis. NCBI's taxonomy places the organism in Eukaryota, Fungi, Ascomycota, Sordariomycetes, Thyridiales, Thyridiaceae. Bases 1 to 555 code for a protein of 184 amino acids. The transcript has a single exon.
AUGAAGCGAAACCCCCGCAAGCUCAAGUGGACCAAGGCGCACCGCCAGCACGCCGGCAAGGAGAUGACCGUCGACAGCACCCUGCUCUUCGCCGCCCGCCGCAACGUCCCCGUCCGCUACGACCGCGAGCUCAUGGCCAAGACGCUGCAGGCCAUCAAGCGCGUCAACGAGGUCCGGACCCGCCGCGAGCGCGUCUUCUACAAGAAGCGCAUGGCCGGCAAGCGGGAGCGCGAGCUGGCCGCCGCCCGCAAGCUCGUCAGCGAGAACGAGCACCUGCUGCCCCGCCUGCGCGGCAGCGAGAAGCGCAUGCUGGCCGAGCGCGCCCGGGAGGAGGGCCUCGACGCCGAGGAGCUCGAGCAGGAGGUGCUGUCGGACAAGAUCCGGAGCAGGAAGACCAGGGCGUUCGGCGCCGAGUCCAAGAGGAGUGUCCGGGUGCUCAUGGGCGCCGACGGCAGCCUGCAAGAGGAGGUCGUCGAGGAGGCUGGUGUGGGUGGUGGAGACUUCGACGAGGAGGACGACGACGACGUGGAGGACGACGAGAUGGAUAUGGAUUAA